Molecule: messenger RNA, 2697 nt
Organism: Manduca sexta (tobacco hornworm)
Lineage: Eukaryota; Metazoa; Arthropoda; Insecta; Lepidoptera; Sphingidae
Product: transmembrane protein 127
Exons: 4
Coding region: 221-1045 (274 amino acids)
Biological process (GO): negative regulation of cell population proliferation; negative regulation of TOR signaling
Cellular component (GO): membrane
Source: RefSeq, a predicted model, not a curated record
UUUUGGCAUUUUGCGUUCUGUAAUCUGUCAUAAAUAAAUAGACGUCUAAUCAAAAUAAAAAUCGGAUCGGAAUUGUAUUGAAGGUGCAUCGAAGUGAUAUUGUUACGUGUAAUAAAGUUUUUAAUUAAAUUUAAGUAGUUAUAAUAAAAUCAUAACAUUCCUACAUAUUAUUGUAGAUAUUGUUACAUGAUUUCCUUGUUCAAAUGAACUGUGCAACAUAAUGGGCUGUCUAUCGUGCAUCCGAGGUUUCAAGAUAUCUUUUCCAUUUAAAGACAAGGAAUUAAAUAAGAUAGCAGCAUUCUUCAAUGUUUCCACCUUUCUCCUGACAUGUGCAGCUUUAGUGCAGCCAAGUUGGUUUAGAAUAAAAGGACUUCAUUGCCCACAAAGUUUAUCGCUGGCUCAAUUCUUUUCUUUUGAUGAUGAUGAUGAUGAUCAGGUUAACAUUAAUAAACCAGAUUUACCAGGAUGGCCAGCAUGUACAACCGUAGAGACAAUAACGCUGAUGAGAGUACUUAUACUGCUGUGUUUUAUGGUGCUACUAUGUUCUUGUGUUGGUACACUUAUAAACCUUACGAGCCUCAACAGUAGAGUGAUUAAAAUGCUACGAAGGAAUGCAAUACCUAGUAUAAUGUGCGUUUUCUGGGUGAUAGCUAUAGUAGGAGUGUGUUACUACACAACUGUCGUCUUGGGCAAUGCUAACAAUAGUGACCCUGAUACUAUUCAAGUUGACUACGAAUAUGGAUUCUACACAAUUACAGGAGCAGGCGCUCUAGCCUUACUAGCGUCUGCCGCUAAUCUUUGGGGCGCUCCAUUGACUAGCGACGAAGAUAUACAAAGACGAAACCUUAUGGAGGACUGGGACGGAUACGAAGCUCACAGUGUCGGCCCCACGCCAGCUGUGCCUACAUUGCCGCCUUAUACACCAAGUGCUGACUAUGUGUCUACACUCCACCCUCCCUAUGCACCCCCGGUGCUCGGCGCCCAACAAUACUUUCCCUUCGACGACCUCUCUGUACUACAACCACCACCGCCUUACACGCCUUGAAUACUAUUAUUUAAAAUAUUCUUUUUAUUUAAAACUAUAUUAGGAUUAAGGUUGUCCUAAAUGAACAUCACAGACAAGGAAUGUGCCGUCUGUCUAUAUAUACUACUUAAUAAUAUGUUUUUAUUGUUUGUCUCGAUAAUUUCGCAUAUGUGUAAUUCCUAUCAAUAUUAUUCUCAUACAAUUAUCGUUGUCCCUGAAAUAAAUACAAUCACAGUUUUUUGUGUGUCAUAUUAUAAACAUUACUAAGUACUUUUUAUUUCAUAAAUUUGUGGUCUAUCAUAGCUUUAUUCAAAACAGAAAAAUUCCAUUUGUUAUUACCUAAUUGACAGUAGAAUUGACAUAUAUAUUUUUUAAUUUAUUAAAAAAAAUCUAUUUCUCUCUUGCAAGAACAAAAUUUUUCUGUAAAAGUAGCAAUGGCCAAUUAUUAUUAUCAAUGUAGGUCUAUAUAUAGUAUAUGUAUGCAUUCUACCUAAUGUUUAUUGUAUAGCUUAUAGUUUAUACUUUGUUUUUAUUUUUAUUAUUUAAGUGUUACUAAUAGGCCUUGACACUAAUUAGUGAAUCUUGAAAUUUAUAUAAUAGCAUUAUAUGAAAGCUAAUAUUGUAAGUUAUAUUGGGUUCGCAAUAUCAACACUCAAAAAACUAGAUUUCACUAUGUGUGUGGACUUGUGGGAAAAAUCUGUAGUACAAUAACAAUAGUUGUUUAAUCUUGUUUAACGAUGUGACAAAAAUUAACGCGUAAUAACAAAAUUAAAUUAUGAUUUGGUAUAUAUGUAUAUAUUGUGGUUGUGAAUUGUUAAGACAAUUACCCUACUGUUCACUUCUACAUGUGAUUUGCCAUUUUAGUGCCUACUUAAACUUCUCAAAAUGCUUUAAGGUUUAUAUUAGAAAUUAUUUUAUAAAGCCUAAUUAGAUUUAAGAAUAUUUCCCAAGUUAUUUGCUUUAUAUGUAUAGAAUGAACAUAAUUCUUUCUAUAAACUUAUGCACAUUUUACUCACAAUGAAAUCGAUUUUAUCGAAAUCAUAUAACAAUAUAGGAAUGUUGUUUUAAAAAUGCGUCAAUCAUCGAAAGAUGAUUUUAAGAAACUAUUUCAUUUUUUUUAACUAUAGUGAUUUACUUUACCUUUUAGCAACUAAAUGAUUUCAUUAAAUUUACCCCCAAUUACUUUUUGUUUGCUAAGUGAUUAUGAGAGAAGGGAAUUGGUUUUUUCUUAUAUUAUAGAUGCUAAUAUUGUAUAUACAAAAGUAAUUUGUGAGUUAAUAUUUGCACCAAUGACAAUCUUAUAAUUGCCAUUUUAUAAAAUUGCUGCAAAUAUUACCUAUACCAUAAUUGAAGAUCGACUAAAAUGAGCUUUUAGGAUUAUAAAAUGUGAUCUGAUAACCAUAAUAUUGAAUAAAUGGAAAUGUACCUAAUGUUGUAGUCUUCAAUAUAUAAAGUGUAAUAAAAUAGUAAUGGUAGCAUCUGAAUAAUACUUCAUGUUACCAAAAAUAUAAGGAUGUUAUUAGGUUUAUUGUUUGUUAAUGUAUAGAUUACUUCUAGUAGUAAGAAUAGUUAUUCCCAGCCUCUCAACUGGGAAGUUUAUUUUUACAUUUAAAUGAGAAUAAAGUUUUAUUUUUAUGUAAGACCAAUAUGCAAUACAUAUCUAAAUAACAAAA